AUGUUACAUAGUCACAGCGAAGCGCCCUUUCAUGAGCAUGUUUUCAAGAGUACUCACAUAAGAUCAGAACUCGAUCCACACAAUUAUACAAGCGGACGGUGGCUUCGUGAUGACAAGAAUGAGCGAGACAUGCGAUACAUCGGGUUCGAUUUCAGUGCUCUUUGUGGGAGGAUCCUUGAGCUAUGUCCAGGAGCCGGUUCAAUCUCAAGCUGCGAAAAGAUAGAAGGAGGUUUCAACCGGGUCUUUAUUUUCACGUUGAACAAUUCUAAACGCAUCGUGGCAAGGCUUCCAUUUACUCUGGCUGGGCCAUCACAGUUGACAACGUCUUCUGAAGUUGCUACGAUUAAAUACUUACAGGUCAAGACGAGUAUACCAAUCCCAACAAUCCUCGAUUGGAAUAAUGAGUCCUCGAACUUUAUUGGAAGCGAAUAUAUCAUCAUGGAGCAUGCAGAAGGUGUCCAGUUGCACCAAAAAUGGCCAAAAAUGUCUAGCAGUGCCAGGGUAAAGUGCAUAGAUGCAAUUUACCGAACGCUUAAAGAAAUGGUAGACUUGGAGUUCCCAGCUUGUGGAAGUGUGAAUUUCGAUUGGCGUCUUCAAGCUGACUUCAAAAAACUACCUUUGGGUGAUGUAUUUUGUGUCGGGCCUCACUGCGCACCCUGGUAUUGGAAUUGCAAUACCAGUGAGCCGAGAUAUUAUCAUAACACUCACCCUAAUCAGGGACCAUGGACUACUUUGGACAAAUAUAGUGACGGUCUUGUUGAUGCGAGUAUCUCCAGGAUUCCACCUUGUGAUUCUGCAGCUGAGAAACGGGCCUCCUAUCAUGGCUCUGUCCAAGCACACCUAGACCUCCUUAAACAUACCCGGUCUGUACUUAAGCAAAUGUGCGCAGAUCCUCGGAUUCAGGCAGCUGCAACGCCAACACUGUUUCACCCCGAUCUACAAAAAAGGAAUAUUUUUGUGUCAGAGGAUGAUCCUUCAAAAAUAACAGGCAUUAUUGAUUGGCAAUCAGCUAGCAUUGAACCGGCAUUUUGGUAUGCAGAUGAAGUACCAGAUUUUGCAACUCCUGACGAUUUUGAAAACAAUGUUUGCGCGAAAGCCUUUGAUGCUUGCUCUCGUUUUUCAACCCCGAAGCUUUCUGGUCCUAGAUUAAUGGAUGAGAAUAUCUUCCGACCAUUUAUCUACAGCUACAGGACGUGGAAAGACGGAGCUGUUGGCAUGCGCCAUGAACUUAUUGAGACUACCCAAAGGUGGAACGAACUAGGUUUCAAAGGAUCGAGUCCCUACGUCCUUCCUUCGCCAAGUGAACUAGCGCAGCAUAGGAGAGAGUACAAGCUAUUUGUAGCAGCACAGGAAUUGAAGCAUGACUUGGCAAGCCUGCUUAAUACCGCGACAGAUGGCUGGGUUCCACCGGAUUCUUGGGAAGCAACUGAAUCAGCCCACAAGGAAGUAUUUGAUGGUAUGUUGACUGCAGUGUUGACAAACAAAAAUCCAGAUGAUGACGAACCAGUGAAGGACGAAGUAGUUCUGAGAUCAAUCUGGCCAUAUGACCUUCCUUCCUGA
This is a messenger RNA of Talaromyces rugulosus, 1560 nucleotides long. RefSeq lists its product as uncharacterized. The transcript is spliced from 3 exons. Gene Ontology annotation, cellular component: mitochondrion. Lineage: Eukaryota; Fungi; Ascomycota; Eurotiomycetes; Eurotiales; Trichocomaceae. Bases 1 to 1560 code for a protein of 519 amino acids. The record is from RefSeq and is a predicted model, not a curated record.